GGCCAUCUGUCAGUUUUCUUCGUGAUGAACGAUUUCUCUAUUUUAGAAAGGAAAAUAAAAUACUCUCAAGAAGAGCCUGUCCCUAAGCAAAGACCCAAGCUGUACUUUAAGGAAAAUUCCAGCGAUCAUCUCUGUUCACCCAUAAAUACAACUACAGAUCCUCCUGCAGGAGCGCGGCGGCCCACUAGAGCCAGAUCCAGGAUGGCUGGAGAAUCGGCGGAGAGCACAGCCUGGGACGCCCAGCCCACAGAGAACCACAUGGGGCCUCUGGUGGUGAAGACGGAAGCCGGAGAGGCCUCUGCCCCCGUGCGGGACGCCAGCCCCCAUCGGGGUCCUGAAGACUGCCGGCGCUUCCGGGGCUUCCGCUACCCUGAGGCCGAGGGGCCCCGCGAGGCGCUGCGCCGGCUCCGCGAGCUGUGCCGCCAGUGGCUGAGCCCGGAUAUACACAGCAAGGAGCAGAUCCUGGAGCUGCUGGUGCUGGAGCAGUUCCUGACCAUCCUGCCCGCCGAGCUCCAGGCCUGGGUGCGACAGCACCCGGAGAGCGGGGACGAGGUGGUGGUGCUCCUGGAGCACCUGCAGAGACAGCUGGAGGCGCCGACACCGCAGGUCCCAGGUGGUGGCCAGGGCCAAGGGCUUGUGUGUUGCGAGAUGGCAGCACUGACACCUUCCCGCGGAUCACGGAGUGCCCCGUUCCAGCCGGUGAGGGCUCUGCUCAAGCAUGAAUCUCUGGGAUCACGGGCCUUACCAGGCACAGUUCUCCAGGGUCCUGGGCUUGCCCCGGGAGGGCGCUGCAGAGGAGACGCAGUGGUGGCGGCCAGGCUGCCCCCAGAGCCCCAGGGCUUGCUGAAAACGGAAGACGUGGCCCUGGCUGUCUCCUCUGGCUGGGCGCAGCUGCAUUCCUCUCGGGGGAGCUUCCACGGAGACGAAGGGCGGGAGAACCCCGGCGGCCUGACCUCCCCGGGUGGUGAAACAGAGGCCGAGUUCCGGGCCCUGCCUGUGGACGAGGUCCGGCCAGUACAAGAGUCUGGGGGAAUACCACGCCCCCUGCGUGAAGACACUGCCCAGAUUCCCGAAGGCACUGAAGCUGGCGAACAGGAGGGCAGGUUCCCGAGAAAGCGGAAAACUGCCACAGGAAGUAGGAGGCACUACUGUCAUGAAUGCGGAAAGAGUUUUGCUCAGAGUUCGGGCCUGACUAAACACAGGAGAAUCCACACCGGGGAGAAACCCUAUGAAUGUGAAGACUGUGGCAAGACCUUCAUCGGGAGCUCUGCCCUCAUCAUCCAUCAGAGAGUCCACACUGGGGAGAAACCCUAUGAGUGUGAGGAAUGUGGCAAGGUGUUCAGUCACAGCUCAAACCUCAUCAAACACCAGAGAACCCACACUGGGGAGAAGCCCUACGAGUGUGAGGAGUGUGGGAAAACCUUCAGCCAGAGUUGCAGCCUCCUUGAACAUCACAAAAUCCACACAGGGGAGAAGCCGUACCAGUGCAACAUGUGUGGCAAAGCUUUUCGGCGGAAUUCACAUCUCCUCAGACACCAGAGGAUCCACGGCGAUCAAAAUGUGCAGGAUCGUGAAUGUGCAGAGACCUGGGAGAGUCAGGGGAGGGUGGAAAGCCGGUGGGAAAACGUUGAGGCUCCCGCGCCUCACACAUGUAACGAGUGUGACAGGAGUUUCACUCGGAGUAGAAGCCUUCUCGAACAUCAGAAAAUCCACACUGGUGAGAAACCCUAUCAGUGUGACACAUGUGGGAAAGGCUUCACCCGAACUUCAUACCUUGUUCAACACCGGAGGAGCCAUGUUGGAAAGAAAGUUCUAUCUCAGUGAGCCACGUCGUGCAUGCCAGAUUUGUUCAUUCCUCACAGAACUGGGCUGAGGCUCUACUGACCGCUACAUGCCAUCUUGUGUUGGAAGGCCGAGUCUGGAGGGAUGCAUUGUCUUCUACAUUCUAGAAGGUGGCUGGGAAACAGCUUGUUUGAUAGGAGGCUCUGGGAGAGUUGUCUGGAAGAGGUAGGAUAUGAAAUGAUUGUUCUCACCUACUGGACUGAAAUGGGCCUCCGGACUGGCUAACCACCUCCAGCCAGCACUUGACGUCUCCUGGCGAGAUGGCUCUGAUGUGGGGGCUGCUGCUGUGACUGUUCAUUUUCCAUAUAAUGGGUCCUCCACAGUCAGAUUUGUGACAUCUUAUGCCUCCCAGUGUGCCUUAAACACAGGUGGUAAUAAACAUUAAACGUAACACUGAAAUGACCUUCGUAGAUCUGCAUCACGAUACCAUCUCGAUUUGUGAGGGACUUCUCAUGAAACCUGGUGGAGCUUGUGUCUAAUUCGGAGGCUCUAGACUCUGAGUUAAUCUACUGCAUUUUUUGCCAAUCAGAGGAUUGGCAGUGGGGUGCGUGUGGGGUUACUGUGAUAGAAGGAAUCCAAUUUCUUGACCAGACUAGGAAUUUUCAUGUAAAUACCUCAAACAGUCUCUUCAUCAUUAAAUCACUGUGAAUGUGUGCCACUCUUGGGAUUCCAUUCUUUAAUAUCACUACUCUUUGCAGAGAAAAUAGUCCUAUGCGGACUGUAUGAAAAUUAAUCAAAUCAAAAUAAAAUGAUAAAUUCUCUAA
Messenger RNA from Leopardus geoffroyi (Geoffroy's cat), 2606 nucleotides. Its product is annotated as zinc finger protein with KRAB and SCAN domains 4-like. The record is from RefSeq and is a predicted model, not a curated record. Gene Ontology annotation, molecular function: RNA polymerase II cis-regulatory region sequence-specific DNA binding; DNA-binding transcription factor activity, RNA polymerase II-specific. NCBI's taxonomy places the organism in Eukaryota, Metazoa, Chordata, Mammalia, Carnivora, Felidae. Gene Ontology annotation, biological process: regulation of transcription by RNA polymerase II.